CGCAACAGCUUCGAAUACGCGCCACGACUUUUACGUUGUUUUGUGUGUGCAAUCUGAACGCACACAUAAUUUCUCAAAUUGCUGCGGACGUUUCAGAAUCAAUAAAUCGUACACUUUUUCGCUUUGCUACCUCAAUUCUUUCCAAUCUACUUCAUUUAUAUUCUAUGUCACACAGUUCAAUUUCAACACAAUUCGGAGUGUCUUUGAUUUUACGGACUGCUUAAUUUCUACUAACUUGAAUUAGAUUACUGUCUCACAAACGCCGCCAUGCAUUGUGCCAGGAUUAUUUCUUAUCUAAGACAAACUGUACCAGGCCCUCGAAGAUCAAUCGCAUGUUUGGCUGCAUUAUCAGAUACGCACCAGAUGCUGCAGAAGACAUGUCGCGACUUUGCCGAUAACGAAUUAUUUCCGGUUGCAGCCAAAAUCGAUAAGGAACACUACUAUCCCACAGAGUUAAUGACGAAAAUAGGUGAUCUUGGACUUAUGUCAAUCGUUUUAAGUACAAAAUAUGGCGGAACAGGAUUGGAUUAUCUCGCGUACGCCAUUGCCAUGGAAGAGAUUUCUCGCGGUUGCGCGUCAAUCGGUGUGACCAUGUCUAUUCAUAACUCACUAUAUUUAGGUGUACUGGAGAAAUAUGGGACCGAGCAGCAAAAGCGGAACUUUAUUCCCGGCUAUAUAGAUGGGCGACAGAUAGGAUGCUUUGCGUUGUCCGAACCUGGGAACGGUUCGGAUGCUGGUGCAGCAUCGACUACCGCUGUGUUAUCUGGUGACCGAUGGGUGCUCAACGGUACUAAGUGUUGGAUAUCAGGUGGUUACGAAGCUAAGGCAGGCAUUGUUUUUGCCACCACCGAUAAAAGUUUGAAGCAUAAGGGAAUUUCAGCUUUCAUUGUACCCAUGGAUUCCCCAGGAUUGAGUCGUGGUAAGAACGAAGAGAAACUUGGGAUUCGAGGUACUUCGACGUGUCAACUGAUUUUUGAGGACUGCGAAAUACCCAGAGACAAUUUGAUCGGUGAAUCAGGACAUGGAUUCAAAAUAGCAAUGCAAUCUUUAGAUGCAGGGCGCAUAGGAGUUGCAGGGCAAGCUUUAGGUAUUGCUCAAGCAGCUCUCGAAUGUGCGGUGGAUUAUGCCGGAAAACGUCAUGCAUUUGGUCAACCAAUUAGCAAGUUUCAAGCGAUUCAGCUGAAAAUUGCAGAUAUGUCCGUUAAGCUGGAAUCGGCUCGUUUGCUCACCUGGCGAGCCGCUUGGUUAAAGGACAACAAGAAAUCAUUCACGAAAGAGGCAGCACAGGCAAAGUUAGCUGCUUCAGAAACGGCCACAUUUUGUGCUCAUCAGUGCAUGCAAAUCCUCGGCGGAAUGGGCUAUGUGUCAGAUAUGCCCGCAGAACGAUAUUAUCGAGAAGCAAGAAUCACAGAAAUCUACGAAGGUACCUCCGAAAUACAAAGACUUGUUAUUGCUGGGCAAAUCAUCAAAGAGUUUAGAUGAUUUGACUUUUUGUAAUUAUAUUUUUUGGAAAUUUUAUUUUGUAAUAAACUUAAAUGUGUGA
Molecule: messenger RNA, 1543 nt
Organism: Malaya genurostris
Lineage: Eukaryota; Metazoa; Arthropoda; Insecta; Diptera; Culicidae
Product: short-chain specific acyl-CoA dehydrogenase, mitochondrial-like
Exons: 2
Coding region: 268-1482 (404 amino acids)
Biological process (GO): butyrate catabolic process; fatty acid beta-oxidation using acyl-CoA dehydrogenase
Cellular component (GO): mitochondrion
Molecular function (GO): flavin adenine dinucleotide binding
Source: RefSeq, a predicted model, not a curated record